AUGAGUAUUGGUGAUAACAUAACCAAUGUUGGUGUCGGCGGACUAGGGCGGGCGGUAGAACCUCCCUUCAUUCCACGUUUUAGUGUCGGGGCAGUCGCGCAGGCGGCUCCGUGUGGUACGGCUGUGGCUCAUUGGCGCCGCUUGUGGCUGGUGGCGGGCUUCGGUGCUGUCGCUGGUCAGCGCAGCCCGCUCGGCUGGGCGAUGGGCAGCGCACCUCGACUAGCUGCGGUUGCAGCCGUCUCACACGCGAGACUCUACAAUCACACACAACCCCAUGUCACACAAGCGGAGCCGUCGAAUUUCAAUGUCAAUAUAUUCUUCGUCAGUGCAACACUUUGCGGCGUUUUAGUGGCGGUGUGUGCAGCCUGCUGGCGAAGAUCACCGUCGACGGAUAAGCCAGAAGAUGCCGCUGAGUGCCACGGAGUGUACAUUGUCAGCGGUGAUGCCAGGCUGCACCAGGUCAGUGAGCAUAAUAAUUAG
Arctia plantaginis is the source of this 480-nucleotide messenger RNA. NCBI's taxonomy places the organism in Eukaryota, Metazoa, Arthropoda, Insecta, Lepidoptera, Erebidae. The record is from the annotation of a GenBank genome assembly.